AUGCUAUUUAAGGUUACCUGUGACAGUCAGAUGGGUUUUAGCCUUGACCAGAUGGAGGACAUAAUAAUCUCUUUUGAAAGUUCAAGAUUUGGCUUGAAGAGCACCUACGCUCCGGUUACAGCACCUACACCUCCGGAUACGCCACCUACAUCCAAGCCAAGAGCACCUACACCUCCGGCUACGCAACCUACGUCCACGCCAAGAGCACCUACACCUCCGGCUACGCCACCUACAUCCACGCCAAGAGCACCUACAUCCGAGCCAAGAACACCUACACCUCCGGCUACACCACCUACAUCCACGCCAAGAGCACCUACACCUCCGGCUUUGCCACCUAAAUCCACGCCAAGAGCACCUACAUCUGAGGCAAGAGCUCCUUCACCUCCGGCUACGCCUCCUACAUCCACGCCAAGAUCACUUACACCUCCGGCUACGCCACCUACAUCCACGCCAAGAGCACUUACACCUCCGGCUACGCCACCUACAUCCAGGCCAAGAGCACCUACAUCUGCACCAAGAGCUCCUUCACCUCCGGGUACGCUACCUACAUCCAAGCCAAGAGCACCUACACCUCCGGCUACGCCAUCUACAUCUACGCCAAGAGCCCCUACACCCACGCCAAGUUCUCCUACACCUCCGGCUACGCCAUCUAUAUCCACGUCAAGAGCACCUACACCCACGCCAAGGGCUCCUACACCCACGGCUAUGCCACCUAUAUCCACGCCAAGAGCACCUACACCCACACCAAAGGCUCCUCCACCUCUGGCUAUGCCACUUACACCCACACCAAGAGCGCCUACACGUCCAGCUAGGGCUCCUUCACCACCGCCUGUGAUACCCAUACAACAACAAGCGGACAUGGCGCAGCAACUGGCAAAGGAACAAGCUGGUGCGAUGACGCAUGAGAAACAUUUAAAGAACAACAAAUACCGACAGUGGGUCAAGGCUGGCUUGGGCUUAGGUUAUCUAAAAGAGGGACUUGCACAGUUUUGUGAUGACAUAGGAAAACAGCAACAUGAAGAUAUUAUAAAAUAUAUUCAACAAACAAAGAAUCCGAAGCCAAAUGUAGCAUGUGGCUUCUGUAAGAUAACAACUCUCCAGCCAGACCACGUCCGAGUCUCAAAAGGGAAAUGUCCCUUGGGGCAAGAUAAAUGUAACUGUUGCUUUCCAAAUAAUAAGAAACCCUGUCCAAACAACGUAUGUGGUGCCAUCUACGACAACAUUAUACGGAAUCAUGCAUCAAAUCCACCAGCACCUUUUUGGAAAAACAGUGAUGCAGCUAUUUGGUCCACUGACAAAUGGAGCAUUUGUAAAUGCUUUAUAAAUGCUCCUGGUUACAAUGACAAAGCAUCGGCAUUUGACACGGACUGUUCAGGGUUACUCCAUGUUAUAAUAAAUAACAAAUAUUUUCACAAUCAUAUUGGAUGCAAUGUUACAGCACCAAACAAUCUUUUUUUAGAGGUCCGACAUUAUCGCAAUAAGAUUUUUCACUCAAGCAAUAUGGAGUUAGAGGAAACGGAGGCUAAUUCCUACAUUUGUGAUAUGAUAUCCGUUCUACAAGAUAGUAAGGAGCUUGUGCAUCAUCCAGCUUCACAACAAGCUGUCCGUAAACUUCAAGAUCUGAAAACAAAGGACUUCAUUAUAACUACUGAAGGCGUUGGUGAAAUUCUAAGGCAAAUAAAAGAAACUGCUGUAACGAAAGAUGAAUAUGAGGAGCUUAAAAACAGAAUAACUGACAUUGAAACACAAUUGUCCAAAGAAAAAGAGGUGAAUCAAAGACUCAAGAUAGAAGAUGCACGUCAACAGAAACAGUUAGAAUAUGAACAAGCUAAAUCAGUUCGAUUGUGUAUGAAGCUACACUAUCGAAUCCGUUCCUGGAACCAACAAGUACUUAGUAAUGAAGGAAACAACAUUUUGCUCCCGACGGGGUUUGAGCCUAUGCGGCUAGCGAUCAUUUCAAGUCCGACGUGUUAAUCACUCGCCCAUGCCAUCGCAUGAAAACAUACUUUAUUUCCCUUUGAAUGACACAUAUAUACAUUCGUUUCACAUUUUCAAAGAUAAUACCCUCUGUCUUCAUUUAUAUUUAAAACCACGUGGUUAUCAGUAUUAAGUCCAAGGUUAUUAUAGUAUCAUAAAGGAGUAGAACUGAACGACAUGCGCUUACUGUAGCAAUUAUAAGGUUCCUUAUAGAUUACUUGUAUUGUGUUAUAUCUAUGUAUUUAUAGGUGUAUUAGUUUAAUCUCGGGAAAGGGCUGAACUACAAGCUAAUGGACUUACUGUGUCAUAAUAAUGCAUAUCUCAGUCAAUGUCCCAUUAAAGUCCCAGUCUCACGGGGCCGUAUCGAAAACCUGAGUGAAUGAAGUAUGCACACUGCUAUAGAAUACCUUAUUUACUGAUUGUUCAAACCUAGUAUUAUGGCGAAAAAAAUACAUAUUCUCACGCUCGUCCCGGGUCGGCUUUUAUUUGUUUGGGUCGUCAGCCCAAACAAAUAAUGGUAGCGAAAUUUCAGAGUCUGAUGCUGUUAAUUGCAAAUGCCGAAAGUAGGCCGCUUUUUUGAAGCGGUUACUUCCCUUUAUAUGUACACUAACGCCGAAAAAAUUCAGGGGAGAUCACUGCGUAAAGAUGGUCAAAUGACAGGCGCAUUAAUUUUCAAGCAAAAUAAUUCCCGAAGGUCGAAAAUUUCUAAUAUUGUUUUAUCCUUUAUAGAUAUACAUGCUUAUAAUAAGCUCCAUGAUUAUUAACAUCUGUGUUAAACAACAGUUAGCGUCGAAAUAAUAAGGGUUACAAACCCUUAUUCAGAAUAUUAUGGUUUUCUUCAGGCCUUUUACAUAUAACUUCACCGUGGCCGAGGGGUCUGGAGUUCAAAUCCAGGAAGGCAACUCUUUUUUUCAAAUUGUUUAGAUCAAAUAAACAUUGAAUUGAAUAUCAGUGUUGCAAUUAGACUUAAAGCCAAUUAACUACAAUUAAAACGCUGGAAAGCACUGGUGGCACUAUACAAAAUAUGAUAAACAAGAUCAUCAAGGAAAGGCGGCGUUCAAGGAACACAGCCCCCAAACAAACAAAUAAGUUUAUAAUCUCACAACCUUCACCCAAACAAAUUCAGCGCUUUCUGUGCUUUGAUUUUUCCUCACAGGUAUGUAGCCUGACAUAGAUUAUUGUAAAUAUAUUGUAAAGGACGUGAGCCUCACUUUAAGACGUUGGGGGUAUCAAUGAUAUUCAGACACUUUACAUAUAGCAAUCGGUUCAUGUAUUUAACUGGGGUGAUGGCGAUAGAGAAAUUUGUAUUUUAUUAAUUGAUAUUGCUUAUUGCUUAUAACAAUUAUACCGAUUCUUGACUAGUGAAAGAGGACACCUGAGUAAAGGCACGGGCGUCCCGUUACCUAGAUGAAUAGCUUCCUCGCGUCGAUAAGAUUCGUACCUUCAGCAAGUGGUUAAGAGUCACCUUAUUCACUAGGGCUUUAAUUGUUGACAAAGUGGUCAGACUUUACAAAAUCUAUUGAUUGGAAAAAAUGAUGUUUUUUCUGCUUUUUACAGAUCAGCUGAAAAGAAGUUUAAGAGA
Ruditapes philippinarum (Manila clam) is the source of this 3559-nucleotide messenger RNA. RefSeq lists its product as uncharacterized. The transcript has 7 exons. Bases 1 to 1974 code for a protein of 657 amino acids. Lineage: Eukaryota; Metazoa; Mollusca; Bivalvia; Venerida; Veneridae. The record is from RefSeq and is a predicted model, not a curated record.